AUGGAGAGCAUUAGUACGCACGUUCUCAAAAACUUUUUGUUGGACCGCCUACCACCUUCAGUUCAAAGCGUUAUAUCUAUUCUUGAUGGAGACCUAGAAGAACUUGCUAAGAAAGCCGAUACGUACCUCCGGUGUUUCAGUUUUCCAGUCGUGGUUGUUACCGAAAGCUCUACUUCAGACAAAACAGUUGCUGCAUUGAGUGACCAAGUGAAUGCUUUAUCCAACAGACUAACUGUAACUGAAGAAGGGCAACAGAUUCAAAUGGUCAAGAGUACUAAGUCAUCAUCUGAAGAACAGUGUUACUACCAUUGA
Diabrotica balteata is the source of this 312-nucleotide messenger RNA. The record is from the annotation of a GenBank genome assembly. NCBI's taxonomy places the organism in Eukaryota, Metazoa, Arthropoda, Insecta, Coleoptera, Chrysomelidae.